Messenger RNA from Eruca vesicaria subsp. sativa (arugula), 988 nucleotides. Lineage: Eukaryota; Viridiplantae; Streptophyta; Magnoliopsida; Brassicales; Brassicaceae. The record is from the annotation of a GenBank genome assembly.
AAAAGAGUGAUAUACAAAUUCGAUUUAUAGAAUUCGGUUAUCUAAGUUGACUCUAUCUUGAUCAAAAAAAGAAGAAGUUGACUCUAUCAUCGAGAUUUGAUUUAAUCCGUCUCCCAAACACACACAUAGAAUUUCCCAAACCCGAGAUUGAAUUUUUUUCUUUUCCUGGAGAUCGAUUCUUUUUACUUAGCAACCUAAAUUUUAUGAUUGCUCUCUCCUUCACCUUCUCGUAAUUUUAAUUUUUCCGAUCGGAUUAGUCCUCUUUUCGGUUUCCGGAUCUGUCAAUGGCGGAAGAUACAUCCCCCGGACUGUCGCCCCCGCCGUUUGUGGAGGUGUUUUGUGAAAUAUCCGGUAAAGACUACCGAUUCACAGCUGAGACCAAGGCGGAGUUUGCUGUCUCCGUCAUCAAUCGGAAACUUGGUUCCUCCAAAUCCAAAGCAGUUUACAUCGAAGCUGCGAAGGAAGGUGAAGAGCCUAUCAGUUUCGGGGAUGGUGCUUCUCUUGUCAGUUACGGACAUGGUUGGAGGCUUAAGACAGUGACUGAUGAUUCUCAUUUGCCUGGAACUGAGAAAGAGGGCACUUUUCAGAGACAGUUUCCUUCUGGGUUAUCAACGGGUUCCAAAUAUUCAAAGCCUGCAAAAGCUAUGAAAGCAGAAGUUGAAGGAGAUCAAAGUCUGAAAUACAUUGGGAGGAUAAUGUUCGCAUUUGUUUUGAUGUUUAUACUUGGUGGCCUCUUCACCGUAGCUCUUGAGAACCUUCCUAGACUGAUAGUACUCUUUAACAAUCCUUCCAUGUAACAAUCGAUACUUUUCCAAGCACAAUGACAAUUUGGGAUGUUAUAGUAGUUAAGGCUGUUAUUUAUUUUCUACCUACCCAUUUAUAGUACAUCCCGUGAAGAGCCCAUCAGUUUUGGGAAUGAUGUUUAUCUUGUGAAUUAUGGACAUGGUUGUAAUCUUAAUACAGUGACAAAUGAUUCUGAUCUGCUUGG